CUUCCCCCGCCCGGGCGGCCAUGGCCAUUCCCGGCAUCCCCUAUGAGCGACGGCUUCUCAUCAUGGCGGACCCAAGAGAUAAGGCGCUUCAGGACUACCGCAAGAAGCUGCUGGAGCACAAGGAGAUCGACGGCCGCCUUAAGGAGUUAAGGGAACAAUUAAAAGAACUUACCAAGCAGUAUGAAAAGUCUGAAAAUGAUCUGAAGGCCCUACAAAGUGUUGGGCAGAUUGUGGGUGAAGUACUUAAGCAGCUAACUGAAGAAAAAUUCAUUGUCAAAGCUACAAAUGGACCAAGAUAUGUUGUGGGUUGUCGUCGACAGCUUGACAAAAGUAAGCUGAAGCCAGGAACAAGAGUUGCUUUGGAUAUGACUACACUAACCAUUAUGAGAUAUUUGCCAAGAGAGGUGGAUCCACUGGUUUACAACAUGUCUCAUGAAGACCCUGGAAAUGUUUCCUAUUCUGAGAUUGGAGGGCUGUCAGAACAGAUUCGGGAAUUAAGAGAGGUGAUAGAAUUGCCUCUUACAAAUCCAGAAUUAUUCCAGCGUGUAGGGAUAAUACCUCCAAAAGGCUGUUUGCUAUAUGGACCACCAGGUACAGGAAAAACACUCUUGGCACGAGCUGUUGCUAGCCAGCUAGACUGCAAUUUCUUAAAGGUUGUAUCUAGUUCUAUUGUAGACAAGUACAUUGGUGAAAGUGCUCGGUUGAUCAGAGAAAUGUUUAAUUAUGCUAGGGAUCAUCAGCCAUGCAUCAUUUUUAUGGAUGAAAUAGAUGCUAUCGGUGGUCGUCGGUUUUCUGAGGGCACUUCAGCUGAUAGAGAGAUUCAGAGAACUUUAAUGGAGUUACUGAAUCAAAUGGAUGGAUUUGAUACUCUUCAUAGAGUUAAAAUGAUCAUGGCUACAAACCGACCAGAUACACUGGAUCCUGCUUUGCUCCGUCCAGGAAGAUUAGAUAGAAAAAUACAUAUUGAUUUACCAAAUGAACAAGCAAGAUUAGAUAUAUUGAAAAUCCAUGCAGGUCCCAUUACAAAGCAUGGUGAAAUAGAUUAUGAAGCAAUUGUGAAGCUUUCAGAUGGCUUUAAUGGAGCAGACCUAAGAAAUGUUUGUACUGAAGCAGGUAUGUUUGCAAUUCGUGCUGAUCAUGAUUUUGUAGUACAGGAAGACUUCAUGAAAGCAGUCAGAAAAGUGGCUGAUUCUAAGAAGCUAGAGUCAAAAUUAGACUACAAACCUGUGUAAUAUACUGUAAGGAUUUUGAUGGAUGUGCAUAAACAGACAUUGGCUUAAUGUAAAAAUGAAGUUAAGGAAAAUAAUGUACGUAUUGGCAAUGAUCUCAUUAAAAGUGUAUGAAUAAAGAGAUGAAUAACAAAACUUAGUAAUUCAGUAAUUUUACAUUGAAGAUUGGUACAGAAGAAAUAUGUAUAUUUGUUAAUGCUGCAUUUAUUGCAGCAGAAGUUAUAAAAGAGUAUGUUGUGGCUUUUCGUAUUUGCUGUGUGGGCAUUUUGUAAAACACUGAAAAUGAUUUGAGAUAGUAGUACAAAGAGCAUUUCUUAUGACAUAUGUCAUUUGUUUUCCUCAUCCUAAAAAGUUGAAUAAAAUCUGUUUGACUCAGCUCUA
This is a messenger RNA of Phyllostomus hastatus (greater spear-nosed bat), 1610 nucleotides long. It is a transcript of the gene PSMC6, whose product is annotated as proteasome 26S subunit, ATPase 6. Bases 21 to 1232 code for a protein of 403 amino acids. Gene Ontology annotation, biological process: positive regulation of RNA polymerase II transcription preinitiation complex assembly. Lineage: Eukaryota; Metazoa; Chordata; Mammalia; Chiroptera; Phyllostomidae. The record is from RefSeq and is a predicted model, not a curated record. Gene Ontology annotation, cellular component: proteasome regulatory particle, base subcomplex; cytosolic proteasome complex. Gene Ontology annotation, molecular function: proteasome-activating activity; ATP binding; ATP hydrolysis activity. The transcript is spliced from 14 exons.